GGGAUCGCAGACAGAACCCCCGGCGCCCGGAGCGCGGGAGGUCUUGUCCGCCCCCCGUCGCUUCCUCACCUGGCCCCGGCGCGUCUUUAUCCCCGCAGCCCGGAGCCGGUGCCGGCAGCCGCCGCCUCCGCCAUGGUGUCCCCGGUCACCGUGGUGAAGAGUGAGGGGCCCAAGCUGGUGCCCUUCUUCAAGGCCACCUGCGUGUAUUUUGUGCUCUGGCUGCCCUCCUCGAGCCCGUCGUGGGUCAGCGCCCUCAUCAAGUGCCUGCCUGUCUUCUGCCUCUGGCUCUUCCUUCUGGCCCAUGGCCUAGGAUUCCUGCUGGCCCACCCCAGUGCCACACGCAUCUUUGUAGGGCUCAUCUUCUCCACCCUAGGUGAUGCCUUCCUCAUCUGGCAGGACCAGGGCUACUUUGUACACGGUCUACUGAUGUUUGCUGUGACCCACAUGCUCUACGCCUCAGCCUUUGGUAUGCGGCCAUUGGCUCUUCGGACAGGUCUGGUGAUGGCAGUGCUGUCGGUCCUGUUCUAUGCCUUCCUCUACCCGGGCCUCUCAGGUCCCUUCACCUACUUGGUGGGGGCCUAUGUGGCUCUUAUCAGCUUCAUGGGCUGGCGGGCUAUAGCAGGGCUACGGCUGGUCGGGGCGGCCUGGCGCUGGACUGAGCUGGCGGCUGGCAGUGGUGCAGUGCUCUUUAUCAUCUCUGACGUGACCAUCGCUGUCAACAAGUUCUGCUUUCCCGUGCCCUACUCGCGGGCACUCAUCAUGUCCACCUACUAUGCUGCCCAGAUGCUCAUUGCCCUGUCAGCUGUUGAGAACCGGGAGCCAGUGGAAGACUACAGACUGAGCAAGGCCAACUGAUACCCCAAGGGCUAGGGUCUGGUCACCUGCCCUCUCCUGGGACUGGGGUCCAGAACCUGGGAACCUGCAAGAGUUGGUUCAGGAUGGCUGCAGUUUCAGACUGAGGCAGCAGGUACCACCUGGAAAAUGUACAAGUUUGAUGGGGUGAGCAGGAAAGGACCUCUAGCAAAGCUGGUGGUCUAGGGCAAUGCUGAGAGCUAAAGAGAGUCAGACUAAUAUUCCUUGCUGGAGCCAGAAGUAGACAUCUCCCCACCUCUACCCCAUUGGGAUUGUCAAAACCCCUCUGGAGGGUGAUGGUGCUCAGCUUCUUGACCUCCCCACGCUUCUACUAGAUGGAAGAGUCUGGCUCACCCACUCUCACUCUCUCUGAUCUAUGUAGAGUUGAGGGGGAGGGGAGAAAUCUGUGCUAAGGCUUGAAGCCCCUUUCAAAGGCCCCUAGUUGGGCAGAUUGGAUGGAGUGGAGUCUCCCUUUCCCUCACCUAUCCUUGUUACUUGAACAAUUGCAAUCUCUGUGUGGUGGGUAGGAAAGUGUCUGACCAAGUAGGUAAGAGGGGAGUUCUUUGGCCUGGGAGCUUGGGGUAUCAAGGAUUCAAGUUGGUCCCAUCUCUCUCGAAGGCCAGCCCAGAGCUCAGGCCCCACAUCACCACCCUCAGACCCUAUCCCCAGGGCGAGGGUGAACCAUGCCAAAGGAAGGGGCCAGCCUGUGUGUGUCUAUGUGUGUGCAAUCUGUUUCCCAGCCUGUCUUUCUCUGCCAUCUGUCUCUGUCCUGCUGUCUGUCAAAGUCUUAUAGGGAGAGGCCUCAGGGAGCUGCUGAAGGGAUACUGGGCCUGGCUUGGAGAGCUGGGAUUCCCCCCCCCCUCCCCCAAGUUCUUUCUUCCUACCACUCCUGCACUGGGAGCAAGAGGAGGGGGGGCUCCAAUGACACUUUAGGGUCAAAAGACCCAAGGCACAUUCAAUGCAAGGUGAGCAAGGAUGGGGCAACUCCAUCCUUUACUGUUCAUAUGAAAAAAUAAAAAUAAAAACCAAGGGCCGCUGGUUGCCCUGCUUGUCUGUC
Molecule: messenger RNA, 1909 nt
Organism: Myotis myotis
Lineage: Eukaryota; Metazoa; Chordata; Mammalia; Chiroptera; Vespertilionidae
Gene: TMEM86A
Product: transmembrane protein 86A
Exons: 3
Coding region: 133-855 (240 amino acids)
Cellular component (GO): membrane
Source: RefSeq, a predicted model, not a curated record